GCUGCACAAGUUGUAGCUUUAGUGCACUAAUUAGCACAACUCCGAUCCAAGCAGAGCUUGGUUAAUUAGAGCUAGCUCCAUGGCGAGCAGCAACUGGCUGGCGCUGGCCAUGGCGGUGGCGGUGGCAGUGGCGAGCACGCUGCCGGCGGCGAGCCGGGCGCAGCUGCAGGUCGGGUUCUACAACACCAGCUGCCCCAGAGCCGAGGCACUGGUCCGGCAGGCCGUCGCGGCCGCCGUCGCCAACAACUCCGGCCUCGCCGCCGGCCUCAUCCGCCUCCAUUUCCACGACUGCUUCGUCAGGGGUUGUGACGCAUCGGUGCUGAUCUUCUCGCCGAACGGCACGGCGGAGCGCGACGCGCCGCCGAACAACCCAAGCCUCCGCGGCUUCGAGGUGGUGGACGCCGCCAAGGCCGCCGUCGAGGCGGCGUGCCCGGGCACCGUCUCCUGCGCCGACAUCCUCGCCUUCGCCGCCCGCGACAGCGUCAACCUCACCGGCAACACCUUCUACCAGGUCCCCGCCGGCCGCCGCGACGGCAGGAUAUCCAACUUCAACGAUGCCUUCACCCUCCCGAACCCGAACGCCACGGCGACGGAGCUUGUCGACGGCUUCCGGAACAGGAGCUUGACCGCCGAGGAGAUGGUCAUCCUCUCCGGCUCCCACACCAUCGGCCGCUCCCACUGCUCCUCCUUCAUCAACAGGAAUAGUGAACGUCUGGCGAACGGGACGAUUAGCCCGGCGUACCAGGCGCUGCUGGAGGCUCUGUGCGCGGCAAACACGUCGACGCCGGUGACGACGGCGAUCGACUUGAGCACGCCGGCGACGCUGGACAACAACUACUACAAGCUGCUGCCGUUGAACCUGGGCCUCUUCUUCUCCGACGACCAGCUCAUCCGCAACGCCACGCUGCUGCCCUUCGUCAACGCCUUCACCGCCAACGAGACGCUCUGGAAGGAGAAGUUUGCCGCCGCCAUGAUCAAGAUGGGCAACAUCGACGUGCUCACCGGCACCCAGGGCGAGAUCAGGCUCAACUGCAGCACCGUCAACGCCCCGUCGUCGUCGGCUUCCGCCGGGACGAUGAUCAUCGACACCGUCUUCCCCGACGCCGACGGCGGUGAGGUCGCCGCGAGCUAACGGGCGUACGAUACGUAGAAACGUACGCUCUAGUGUGGUCGUGAUGUAAAAUUAAUAAUGCGAUCGCGUGCACCUGCCCGCAGUGUUUCUUACGCCUGGUUUGGUUGGUUU
Oryza brachyantha (malo sina) is the source of this 1243-nucleotide messenger RNA. RefSeq names its product peroxidase 1-like. Gene Ontology annotation, biological process: response to oxidative stress; hydrogen peroxide catabolic process. The transcript is spliced from 3 exons. NCBI's taxonomy places the organism in Eukaryota, Viridiplantae, Streptophyta, Magnoliopsida, Poales, Poaceae. The record is from RefSeq and is a predicted model, not a curated record. Gene Ontology annotation, cellular component: plant-type cell wall; plasmodesma. Gene Ontology annotation, molecular function: heme binding; peroxidase activity. The coding region runs from base 80 to 1132 and encodes 350 amino acids.